Cucurbita maxima (winter squash) is the source of this 1264-nucleotide messenger RNA. RefSeq names its product CRIB domain-containing protein RIC7-like. The record is from RefSeq and is a predicted model, not a curated record. Lineage: Eukaryota; Viridiplantae; Streptophyta; Magnoliopsida; Cucurbitales; Cucurbitaceae. The transcript has 6 exons. Bases 309 to 938 code for a protein of 209 amino acids.
CCCGCCCCAACCGCUGUUCCCGCGCUUUCACAAAACAGCCAUUGAAAACCUGCACUAAGAUUAGCUCAUCAAUCUGCCCUCUCCAUUCGAAUUUCUAUUCCUCCUUCUCUGUAAAUUCAUCCUAAAUUCAUUCUUCUCUCAAGCAACCAGGUUUUGAUUGACUGGACUCCGGCUCCGAUUCCCUCCCCCUUUCCUCACCGGUCCCUGUCGAUCAAAACCUGUCGAUUUCCCCCAUUUUCACUUACUUGUAGCUUUCAGAUUCUUUCGACGAAGGUGUAGGUUUAUCGAUUAUCGUGCUUAUUGGAACAAUGGGCACCUCUGUCAAGGGCAACUCUGUAAAGGGCCUCUUAAAAGGACUAAGAUACAUUUCACAGAUUUUCGAUGAAAAGGAACAGGAAAUGCAGAUUGGGCUUCCCACUGACGUUAAGCAUGUUGCUCAUAUUGGAUGGGAUGGUCCAUCUGGUAAUCAAAAUAAUCCUGGCUGGAUGAACGAGUUCAAAUCUUCGCCACAAAGCCAAGACUCGGGGGAUUUGGUGAAUUCUAGUGGGGAACUCCCCAGCAAAGAGUCUGGAGAGAUAGAUGUGCAAAAGGCAAAUCGAUCUCGAAAGUCGAAAUCGCAAACAUCAUCAGAAACGUCUUUAGACUCUUCUUCUGCUCGGCGACAUUCUGAGAAAGGUUCUAGGCGACAACGCUCAUCAUGCCCUUCAGGCGAAUCUGUUGCAGAAGGUAGUAAUCGAAGCUCACGACGUCAUCGUAGUUCGAAUCAAGGGGGUUCAUCAAGCUCAGAAAAUCCUGCCCCAAAACACUCACAUCGGAGGAAAUCUAAGGGGUCAUCUGACGGGGGUGAAUCAACAAAAUCCUCUAGAUCAAGGGAGAAUAACUCUUUAACAGACAUACCAAGCCCAGUGUUGGAAGCAGUUGAUGAAGAACAGGGGUGAGCGGAAAUUCCAGACAUGGAACUAAACGGCAUUCUAGUCGAGCUGGGUGCUUCAGAUGGAUUCUCCUUGCCCGUAUAUGAACAUAAUUUUGUUGCCUUGGAGAUGAUAUGAAUCAUAUGACUUUAGCUUCAGUCAUCAGUUAAAAUUUUAUCACCAAGAAAGUUGUAUGUGUAAACAUGUAACCAACAGUCAUUCUUCAAACGAUGACCCACACGUAAUCUGAAGCUUGAAUUUAUAUAUUCAGCGCCCCUUUUCAAUGCAGUGGUAUGAUCCUCAUAAAUCACUGAUUGACAGAACCAUUGUAGUCACAAAUAACAGCACUUAGA